Messenger RNA from Phalaenopsis equestris, 632 nucleotides. RefSeq names its product probable F-box protein At2g36090. The record is from RefSeq and is a predicted model, not a curated record. NCBI's taxonomy places the organism in Eukaryota, Viridiplantae, Streptophyta, Magnoliopsida, Asparagales, Orchidaceae.
AAACUAAUCUCCGCCGUCGAUCUCUACCACCGCGGCGUCCCAAUCUUUUCCCGCGUCAUCGAGACCGACACCUCCACCUCCUGGUUCCGCAACUCCGCCUUCUUAAUCGACGCGCCUUCCGCAACAGGGGCUGUAUCGCCCAAAGAUCUGACUUUGAGCUGGAUAGUGAUAGACCCUGCCAAGGGGCGGGCGGUGAACUUAUCGAGCCGGAGGGCGGUGGCGGUGGAGAAAAGAGAUUGGUGCGUAGGGGAGACGGUGGCGCGGUUCGCAACGGUGAGGGAGGGGUUGGCGGUGGGUGCGGUGGUGAUGUGGCGGAAGGGGAGAGAGGAUGUGAUGGAGGUGACGUUGAUGGUGGAGGAUAUGGACGGUGUGUGUGUGAGCGGGUUGGAGGGAUUGAGAGCGGUGGUGGCGGCGAUGGAGGGGGAGAGGAAGGGGAUGGGAGAGGAUGAGGCUGGGGAGAGGUAUUUGGAGUAUGUGAAGAUGAAGAGAAGCAGAGAGGAGAGGAGGGAUAAGAGGUUGUGCUUCGGGGAUAUCUGCUUCGCCGCCUUCGCCGUCUUCCUCUCUCUGGCUUCUGUUUCCCUCUAUUUUCUCCGCUGAGGGAGAAAUCAUUUGUGUGUAUAUAUUAUGUAAAA